Molecule: messenger RNA, 1905 nt
Organism: Exophiala viscosa
Lineage: Eukaryota; Fungi; Ascomycota; Eurotiomycetes; Chaetothyriales; Herpotrichiellaceae
Product: putative dipeptidase
Exons: 3
Coding region: 366-1754 (462 amino acids)
Biological process (GO): proteolysis
Molecular function (GO): metallodipeptidase activity
Source: RefSeq, a predicted model, not a curated record
UCGGACAGGGGUCCAAAAAAAGUGCCCCGCAGAUUAUACUGUACCUGUAGAGGAGUGAACGGGUCUCUCUCCAGGCGGAUUCCCGGGCGUCCAUUAGGUGCAUGGCAACGAACUUUCGUCCUUGCCGGUUCAUCCACCAUACAAACAGCAUGAGGCAACCGCAUGCCCAAGCGAGGCAGAGCACUACAACUCCUUGCAGUCAUGAUAGGUCCAAUACCGUGACCACAAUCACCUAGCGUGCCAGCAGAUAAGGCUCUCCCGCUCCAUAUCAAUCGCUGUCUCAUCGAUCGAUUGCCAAUAUCAAGCCAUAGCCUCCCAUCGCUUGCAGCUCCUUGCAUCGUCGGAUCAAGGCCGAGGUGGCGAGGAUGGGAGACACUGUCGCCGAAGCUUCCCCACAAACGCUUCCAGCAAUUCAGGACCCUAAUGGACCCGGCGGAAACCAUCAAGUGGUCCUUGCAAGUGGUAGUCCACGCUCCAGGUCUCGCUACGGAUUUAUGACGAGUCUGUUCGGCACUGUCAGCGCGGUCGCACUUGGUCUCUGGCUAGUUUGGCCAUAUGGCUCCCCGUUCGAGCGAAGUAUCAGUCCUCUUGACUAUCAAGGGCGAACCGAACGACUUCUCUCGACGACACCAUUGAUCGAUGGACACAAUGACCUGCCAUAUCUGCUGAGACUGGAAUUGAAGAACAAGAUCUAUGAUGAAGUAAAGUUCACCUUCCGAGAGAGCCUAGCAGGCCAUACCGAUCUUCAGCGGAUGAAAAAAGGCAAAGUCGGUGGACAAUUCUGGUCCGUCUUCGUCGAGUGCCCGGACAUCGUCCAGCUCGAUGACCCCAACCACGCUGUCCGCGACACAUUCGAGCAAAUCGACGUGGCUAAGCGGAUAAUCUCUCGUUACGAUGAACUACACUACUGCGAGACGUCGAGUUGCGUACCCGCCGCCUUCAGAGCAGGAAAAGUCCCGUCAAUGCUGGGCGCUGAAGGCCUGCAUCAAGCGGGUUCCUCCAUCGCAUUGAUCCGCCAGCUCUUCGAUGCUGGCGUACGAUAUAUCACCGUCACUCAUAAUUGCAACAACGCCUUCGCCACCGCUGCGUCGACAGUCACUGAGACUGGUCGCGACGGCGGUCUGUCAGACUUUGGUGCCGCCGCAGUUGUCGAGAUGAACAGGCUCGGUAUGAUGAUCGAUCUAUCGCACACUUCGCACAAAUCCAUGCGCCAGGUUAUGGACAUCACACGGUCGCCAGUCAUCUUCAGCCACACUGCCUGUUACGCGUUGUCGGCGAAUUAUCGAAAUGCUCCGGACGAUGUAAUAGCCAGAUUGAAGACCAAUGGCGGAGUCUUGAUGGUGUUCUUCGUCGGACGGUUUCUGAACGCUAAGAAUCCGGAUGCUGCGGAUAUUGAAACCGCAGUCGACCACAUUAUGCAUGUCGUUGACGUUGCGGGAUGGGAGCAUGUCGGCAUCGGCGCCGAUUUUGACGGAACAAUCGAUUUGGCAAACGGCAUAUCGUCGGUCGCAGACUACCCUAAAGUCAUUGAAGCUGUCAUGAGAAGGGGUGCAACUGACGAGCAGGUCAGAAAGUUGGUUGGCGAGAAUAUCCUAAGGGCAUGGCGGCAGAACGAGGUCAAUGCAAAGCGUUUCAGCAAAGAGCUGCCAGUCGAGGACGUAUGGGAAGGUCGCCGCUGGACGAGAUGGGACAAUGGCCUUCCAAUUAUGAUCCCAGGGAAUCCGGACCGCAUCGCAGGGAAGAACCAUCCUUAGCUAGGGAAGGCUAGUGACAAUCAACGAGAUACCGAAGCAGCCCGUUCAGUGUUGGUGGAUCCGGAUAUACGACACAUCAACAUAAGUCUUGAGACUGAAUGAUACACUGUAUACCUGGGCUCAAUUUCCUGUGGCCUUUGCAUUCCUCUCA